AUCUCAAUGCUGUCUUCGGAAUCUUUCAAACGCCACAUUGUCUGGCCUCUCUUGUAUUCUCUUUUUGCCCAUACCUUAAGUCUUUACGACACUUGCAUAAUCCUCUUCGUACCCAUGCGGGGUGACUAGCAAGUUGCUCAGUGUAGAGACUAUAUGCAGUACACCCAAUCGUCUAGUAGCACUUUGGUACACAGUACGGUCUGUCGGUAGGUUUCAAUCUCCAGCCUGAAGAUCCUGUUGUCGUUGCGCAAGAAGGGACUCUUCAUCAAUCUCAUACACAGCAUAUAUUUGUGGGUGAUUCACCUUCAAAAACUUGGCUCUCAGAAAACGAGGCGAUAUAGUCCGACUCGGACUGAGAUUGUUUUGAGUUACGCGCAUUGACAAUUCUGAUGUUUAUGACUUCCAGCUUUUGCCAGCGCAGAUCGGCCAGCUACGAUUGGAGGAUGCAUGAUGACAAGACAAAUCGAACGAUUUCCACUGGGGAUCGCCUCGGUUUCGUUCCUAUUUGCACUUUGGCCCUCGUGAUCUCUGUCUCAGUUUCACAGAGUGCUGCCAUCCUUGUUAGCGCCUCCACCAUCUCCCAGCGUAGCCCCUUCAAUGAACGACGAGCGAUUUCCCUUGGUGCUAGAGCUUCCGACAACGCCCAGGCAGCCAUCUAUUUCAUGACAAAUGACCAGAGGGGCAAUUAUAUCGUCGCAGGUGAAGUUGCCAAUGAUGGUUCCGUGACGUUCCGACAAGCUAUCGCCACUGGCGGACAGGGAAUGCACGGAAACUCGACGGGUGCCGACGGGCUCUACUCCCAGGGUUCUGUUCAAGUCCACAACAAAGAAGGUCUUCUGGCUGUGGUGAACGCCGGUUCGCACACUGUAUCUCUCUUCGGCAUCGAUGCUACCAACCCAGUGAAUUUUGGUCUGAUUGGCACGGCCGAUAGUGGUGGAGAAUUCCCGAAUUCUGUAGCCUUCAACAAGGCUGGUUCUGAACUGUGUGUUCUCAAUACCGGAAAAGUUAAUGGUGUAAACUGCUAUAGUGUCGAUAAACGCACUGGUCUUCGGCCCUUGUCCGACACUCGUCGUUCCCUUGAGCUUAUCCAGACAACGCCUGCUACAGGCGCGCCAUUCACCGCCAGUCAAGUGAACUAUAAUGAAGAUGAGAAUAAGCUCAUCGUGGCAGUCAAAGGAAAUCAAACCGACCAACCAGGCUUCUUUGCGGUGUGGGACAAGAACGGCGACAAGCUCUCUUCCACAUUCAAAAAGAUUCCGGUGCCUUCAGGUGGUGCUCGUCCUUUCUCGCUCAGUAACAUUCCAGGAAAGAAUGCAGUCUUGGUCGCCGAUCCUGCUGUCGGGGUCGAGGUCCUAGACCUUUCAUCAGGCAGGCCGCAAGCUACGAGCAUCAAUGGCCAGCAAGCGACCUGUUGGUCUGUUUACAGCGCAAAGACGGGACACUUCUACCUUGUUGAUGCUGCUGGAUCGAUGGUAAGGGAAGCAAGUGUUGACGACAGUCUGCAUCCCACCAUCAUCCAGCAAUAUCCUUUGACCAACAACUCCGGUCCUCUCGACAGUGCCAUUGCCACAGUGAACGGCAAAGAUUACCUUUACAGCCUCGCACCUGGAACCUCAUCUGUCGAGGUUCUUGCUCUCGAAGGCCCCGGUGCAGCCACCCGAGUCGGCGCAUUUGAUUUUGCCGCUGCAGCCAAAGGAUCGAGUCUCCACAUCGAGGCGAACAACGUGCAAGGAAUGGCAACAUAUUCAAAGCAAUCUUAAUUGUAGGCUUUCGCGAGAUCUGAUCAGUCUUAUGACAUGAAGGGGGCCAGCAUUCGGUUGUGAGUGUUGAUGCUUAGUCCAUUGUUUUGCUUCGUUUAUUUCUAGUUGCGUACAUUGGGACAUUUAUCCACUUUAUUCGCAUGAUUCAUAAUAUAUGAUGGUUCGAUCAAACCGCUCGGCC
Molecule: messenger RNA, 1941 nt
Organism: Somion occarium
Lineage: Eukaryota; Fungi; Basidiomycota; Agaricomycetes; Polyporales; Cerrenaceae
Source: the annotation of a GenBank genome assembly